GUACAUCUUCCCUCUAGGCAAUUUUUUCGGGGACGUCAUUCUAUAUCUGUUCCUGCUAGCCCGUCUACAUACCUGACUUCCGCUGCGUGUCCCAUGUAUCGACAAUACCCGGACUUUGCAGGCAGUCAGUCACAAUGUCCCGAAAAAUUCCCUUGAUCACGCUCGAGGAGCACUUCAUUUCUCAGGCCGUGCUCGACUACUAUGAACAACAGGGGGCACAGACAACCCUCCCCGAGUCCCAUUCUCACAUCAUGAGCUCACUGCGGGAUGUUGGGCACCAACGUCUAAAGUCGAUGGACUCUGGCCGGGUGAGCUUACAGGUCAUCUCCCACCGACCCAACUCGCUCCCAAUACCGCCGGAGGUUUGCACGGCGGCCAACGAUGAGUUAUACGAGGCCAUCAAUUCAUCCCCGCGCCCGGAACGUUUUGCCGCCUUCGCCAUGCUUCCGCUUCUGCACCCCGAAGCCGCCGCGAAAGAACUCGACCGUUGUGUGUCAGAGUUGGAUUUUGUCGGCUCCUUGGUGGACAAUAUGACCGAGGGUCGAUUCUACGACGACACAUUCUUCUGGCCGAUUUUCGCUGCUCACGAAAGGCUCGACGUGCCCAUAUAUCUCCAUGCCGCACCACACCCGUUGCCCAGCGAUUCCCCGUUCCAUGGCAACUAUGCACCUCAAGUGUCCGCGUUCCUGGCGAAUCACGGCUUCAACUGGCACGCAGAGGUCGCGCUCCACGUCAUUAGGCUCUUCGCAUCGAAACUGUUCGACGUCCACCCGAAUCUCAAGGUGCUCCUCGGCCACAUGGGAGAAAUGCUUCCGUACCAGUUGGACAGGAUCCACAAGCUCAUCCAACGGACCUGGCCCGCAGCCUCCAAACCGAAACGACACCUCCUCCAGGUCUGGCACGAGAACAUGUACAUCACGACCGCCGGCAUGUUCAGCCUCGCCCCCAUGGCCUGCCUGAUCCACAUGUGCUGCGCCGAUAAAGUCCUCUACAGCGUCGACUACCCGUUCUGCAGCAACCAAGAGGGCCUGCAGUUCUUGUACCAAUUGCGAAACAGCGAGAUGGUCAAUGACGAGGACUUUGAGGCCAUCGCCUACAGGAAUGCCGCCCGACUCUUGGAUCUGAAAAUCACCGAGGGCAAUGACGUUGGGUUUGACGCUGGCGAGGAGGACGGCGCCGACGGAUACCGCCUGCGGCCCUGGCUGUCGACCGAGAGCACCUCGAGUAAUAUCAACGGUGGUCCCGACUUUGCACACUCGCCCCUCGAGACCGUCAAGGAGUAGCAGCAGCAGCCGAGGUGAAACAGCGUCGGCGGAUAUUCUUCCUCGCAUACCGACCGACGAUCAUCAUCCGUUCAAUUUUUUGGGUCUCUCGUCUCUGAAACAUUACUCCGCGGAGCGGCGCGCCUGUGUCCCCUUUCCCACAUGGUUUUGGCUGGUGUGACUGGGACAACGAUGACGGGAUGGUAGGACGAGGUUUCAUCUUUUGAAGUAAAAAAAAAGUCGUACCAUGGUACCCUUUACAGAGUGUCCAUGACCGGUUCCUUUGGAACAACUAUUUCCAGUAAUCCCAAAAAAAUUU
Exophiala oligosperma is the source of this 1581-nucleotide messenger RNA. RefSeq lists its product as uncharacterized. The transcript has a single exon. Gene Ontology annotation, molecular function: carboxy-lyase activity; hydrolase activity. Gene Ontology annotation, cellular component: cytosol; cytoplasm. Gene Ontology annotation, biological process: secondary metabolic process. Bases 135 to 1283 code for a protein of 382 amino acids. The record is from RefSeq and is a predicted model, not a curated record. Lineage: Eukaryota; Fungi; Ascomycota; Eurotiomycetes; Chaetothyriales; Herpotrichiellaceae.